CCUAAGCGGGAAUAAAUGAUUAACACCCUCCCCGUCAACCCAAAAUCCUACCAUCCCCAAAAUUUCAGCACAAUUAAAAACUGAAAGUCCAGAACCAAAUCAACCAAGACCAAAGCAUCAAACAUACAAUAAUACAGUCGUUGAAACUCAAACUAAGAAAAUCAAUAGAGUUUCCACAGGAGCUCCAGUCUACUUUCCAUGCUCGAAAUCAUGGGGAUGCUAAGAAUGAAAAUUGAAAUAAGCAGCAGAUUUCAAGCUUGCUUCACAAGCAAUUCCUAAGAGACGGAAUCGACCUUCUGUGUUCCUCUUUACCCGCUUCAACCGUUGAAUAUUUUUCACUGGCAUUGUUAUUUCAAAGCAGGAUUAGGCUCGGCAGUAGCAACAAUAGUUCAUAUGCCAGGAAGGAAUAUGCAAUUUGAGGCUUUGAAUCUGGAAAUGUCUACUGAUUUCACAACCACAUAACCUUUCUUCCUCCAAUCUCGUUCUCAUCGAUGGUGGCUCUUACGGUAUUAGCUCGAUCUCCUUCUUCAUCUACUGUUGACUGCUAUUCAUUUUCAGCUACAACGACCCGUGGAAGGAAUCGACGGAAAUGAGAGCCUCCCACAAUACAUACAGUUGUCGCCACAAAGAUAAGUGAUGCAGAGAUGAACUACAAUUUUAAAUAAUUAAUUUUAUCGUUUUUGUUGCCACAUGAGUUAUUUAACAGUCAAAUCUCAUGAUUGACAGCCUUGUAGGACGGAUCUAAUGUAAUUGAACGACGAGUAAUUAAAACUGGAAUGAUGAGUAAAGCGAGUGACUAACAAGGAAGAAAAGAACAUUUUGGAUGACAAAUAUGAAGGGGAAAAAAAAAAAGAUGACAAUGGUGAAUUUUUUUAUCAAUCGAGUGACUAUAUGUGUAGUUUACUUUAGCCAGCCGAGCCGAGAAGAAUACCCAGAUUCUUAGCAUUAGAUGCCAAAAUCGCCGAUUUUGCCUGCCCAAUUUGCUUUGUCUUCGCCCUUUUUAACUCGCCUCCUUCUCUCUGUUCUGCUUUCUUCUUGCACAGAAGAGACGAGAAGAUCUACUCCUUAACUCCCCUGGAAAAGGAAAAAAAAUUAGGCCAAACUCAUCCUCCUUGUCUCCUCCCACCCUCCACCUACUCCACACAUAGCAAUAGCAGCCCUCAACAAAAAAGAAACCCAAAGAAAAGGCACGCGAGAUCGUCCAUAUUAUAGUAUGUAAGUUACUUAACUAAACAUUACAUACUCUUUUGCGUAUCUGGAGAGGGCUUUUUCUGGUGUUGUUGAUUUCGUGCUCUGACAUUCUUCUAAUCUUCUUCCUUCCUUCCUUGCUCAUCCGCGUGUCUUUGUCUUCCUCCCCCAUCCCCCUUGCAUUCUUUCUUUCCCCACUCAUGGUGGUUCAACUCCCCCCGCAUCAACCAGCUUGAUACUGAAAGCUUGGCUGCCCUUUUUUUCUUCAAAAAGUUCCAGUCUUUUUGACGUGUUCGCCCCUUCACUUUUUUUUUUUUUUUUUACAUUUGGGGAAGUGGGGUUGUUUGUUCAAAUUCAGUAAUCAAUUGGGCUGAUUCGGAAAGCUUUAGAUAGUUUGCCACUCUUUCUGGAACUGUGCACGUUUCGGAGGUGCGAGGGGAUAUGAUUCUGAAGUUGCGUCCACCUCUUCAGCCAGGUUAGAGAAACUGCUUUGUGAUUGUGGUUCUGCGUUUUGGGGGAAAUGGGUGGGCCGCCAUUGAAAUUGGAGCGGGAACGAGCGUUACCGUCUUCCCCGCCACCGCCAAUGGAUCUGGAGACGGGAGCUCAUCGUAAUCAUCUCAAGAAGGAGUCAUGGCGUACGGUGUUGACCCUGGCGUACCAGAGCCUAGGAGUGGUGUACGGAGAUUUGAGCACAUCGCCGCUGUACGUUUACAAGAGCACAUUUGCGGAAGACAUUAGCCACUCGGAGACGAACGAAGAGAUCUUUGGGGUUUUGUCAUUCGUCUUCUGGACACUCACCCUCGUCCCGCUCUUGAAAUACGUGUUCAUAGUUCUCAGAGCAGACGACAACGGCGAAGGAGGGACAUUUGCUCUCUACUCGCUGCUGUGCCGCCACGCCCGAGUCAACGCGCUCCCCAAUCGGCAGGUGGCGGAUGAGGAUCUAUCCGAGUACAAGAAGGACAGCAACCUUGCUGAUACUUCCUGUUCGAAGAACCCCAGUUUUGGGUCGAGCUUGAAAUCGACUCUGGAGAAGCACAGGGUGCUGCAGAGGAUCUUGCUGGUUUUGGCCUUGAUUGGGACUUGUAUGGUCAUUGGCGAUGGCGUUCUCACCCCUGCCCUUUCUGUUUUCUCUGCAGUCUCGGGGGUUGAGCUUUCAUUGUCGAAGGAACAUCACAAAUAUGUGGAACUCCCAGUUUCAUGCGCCAUACUUGUAGCCUUGUUUGCACUACAACAUUACGGGACCCACCGGGUUGGUUUCCUGUUUGCGCCGGUGGUUCUGAUAUGGCUUCUCUGCAUCAGUGGGAUUGGGAUAUACAAUAUUGUGCACUGGAAUCCCCAUGUCUACAAAGCACUAUCACCAUAUUACAUGUACAACUUCUUGAGGAAAACUCAAAGGGGUGGAUGGAUGUCACUAGGAGGGAUUUUGUUGUGCAUAACAGGCUCAGAAGCAAUGUUUGCUGAUCUGGGACACUUUUCUCAGUUGUCUAUCAAGAUUGCUUUCACUACAUUGGUGUAUCCAUCGUUGAUACUUGCAUAUAUGGGACAGGCUGCAUAUCUAUCGACGCACCAUGUGAUUGAAAGUGAUUACCAAAUUGGUUUCUAUGUAUCUGUACCUGAUAAAAUAAGGUGGCCAGUUCUUGUCAUAGCCAUACUUGCUGCAGUAGUGGGAAGCCAAGCAAUCAUCACAGGGACUUUCUCAAUCAUUAAACAGUGUUCAUCCCUGGGUUGCUUCCCUAAAGUCAAAAUAGUUCACACGUCAUCCAAAGUCCAUGGUCAGAUCUACAUCCCUGAGAUCAACUGGACUCUAAUGCUGCUUUGUUUGGCUGUUACAAUCGGGUUCAGAGACACGAAACGCCUGGGAAAUGCUUCAGGUUUGGCAGUUAUAACAGUUAUGCUGGUCACAACCUGCCUAAUGUCUCUGGUCAUCGUCUUAUGCUGGGAAAAGAGUGUGUUUCUAGCAAUAGGUUUCGUGUUCUUCUUUGGCACAAUUGAAGCUCUUUACUUCUCAGCUUCCCUCAUCAAGUUCCUGCAGGGAGCCUGGGUCCCCAUUGCACUGGCAUUCAUAUUCCUGCUCAUCAUGUGCGUGUGGCACUAUGGCUCACUAAAGAAGUACGAAUUCGAUGUCCAAAACAAGGUCUCCAUCAACUGGCUGCUUAGUUUAGGUCCUAGCCUUGGCAUUGUUCGAGUAAGAGGGAUCGGCCUCAUCCACACCGAGCUUGUGACUGGAAUUCCAGCAAUCUUCUCCCACUUUGUCACCAACCUUCCAGCAUUCCACCAGGUCCUGAUCUUCCUGUGCAUCAAAUCAGUCCCCGUCCCACAUGUGGGACCAGAGGAACGGUUCCUAAUAGGGCACAUCGGCCCAAGAGAGUACAGGCUGUACAGGUGCAUAGUCAGAUAUGGGUACCGCGAUGUACACAAAGAUGACACCGAGUUCGAGAAGGAUCUGGUGUGCAGCAUAGCAGAAUACAUACGCGCUGGGAGCACGGAAUUCAAUGCCGACAUGGCGAAGGAAGAAGAUGACAAGAUGACAGUGGUGGGAACAUGCUCAACUCAUGUCGAUGGGAUCCUGUUGAGGGAGGAUGGCAAAGACGAGAUUGAAACCGCGGCUGGGACCUCAGAGGUGCGGGAGAUGAAGUCACCUCCAGCAAUGCAACUAAAGAAACGAGUAAGAUUCAUUGUCCCUGAUAGUCCCCAGAUUGAUAAAGCCGCGAGGGAAGAGUUGCAGGACCUCAUGGAAGCCAGGGAAGCAGGGGUUGCGUACAUACUCGGAAACUCGUAUGUUAGGGCUAAGCAAGGAUCCAGCAUGUUGAAGAAGUUUGUGAUCAACUAUGGGUAUGAGUUCUUGAGAAGGAACAGUAGGGGACCAACACAUGCCCUUAGUGUGCCUCAUGCAUCUACUUUAGAAGUAGGGAUGAUAUACAAUGUCUGAAAAGAAAGGGUUUUGACUGACUAAUACCAGGUUUUAGAGGUGUGUCUGUGUAUUUAUGUGUACAUCCUGUAAUUUUUUGAGGUUGUUAUAAUGGAUACAAGUGGAAAACCAGCCCGCCAUAAGUUGGAAAAUGGUGGAUCAUAACCAUAUAGAUUUAAAUAUAAAAAGCAGUUCAUGAGUGAUUUGUGGAAUUCCUUCUUACUUCAUCGUUAUUAAAUUUCAACCUGACAGUGCAGUGACAGAUGCAAGUAAAAAGCUCGAUCCUGGUUUUCUUUCCCUCCUUUUUCAGUGAAUUUGAUGUUGAGGUAGAGUGAGUUAACCUCAACCUGUCAAAAGCCUUCUGAUGGUUCCUAGCUAUCCCAAGCUCUCUUGAGCUUCUGUAGAAGCUUAUUGUCAAGUCUAGCUCUUUAGCUCAUGUCACACUAAAUUAUGAGCUUUUCCUCAAGUUCACCUAGUGUGUAAAAUGGAAUUGGGUAAUUGAAUAUUUAUUAGCCAAACUUUUUUCGGAUUCUUUUUUAUUAGCCAAACCUAUCGGAAUAGUAAGAAUUAGCCAAAUGUUAACUUCCAAUCAGCAAUUUUGUUAGUAAUAUUGACUUGACAAUAUGAUACUGACUUGGAAAAGACACAUAAAUGUCAACAUUCCAAAAUUUUAGUAUUUUAAAUAAGAAAAGAGGUACAAUAUUAUUAACGAUAACGUAAAAAUGACUAAAAUUUUGAUGCGCUAACUAAUAGUAUUUUAAUAGGUUUGGAUAAUAUAAAAGAAUCUGGAAAAAAAAUUGGAUAAAAAAUAGACACCAAUGGAAUUUUGUGUUUAUAAGCGACACAACUUCCCACGUCUCCCGCUCACUCUUGAAGCCAACCACACACCUAUUGUUUACGCAAUCAAGGCAAGUAAUAUCAUCAAGUGCAAUUCGGAAGAUGCACAUGCAUGUAAGUGGUGUGAACACUUUCCAUUGAGAUCUUUCCUUGUGUUAAAAGGGCACAAAUAAAACUUUCGACACUUCUCUCUAUACUGCCUUUUUUAUGAAUUUAAUAGAGAAGUGACAGUUACUUCUACUCAAAUCACUAGAAUGUAAAAUUACAUAAUUCCCUCAAACUUUGCCAAUGUAAAGCGUAUAAGAAAAAAAAAUCUCAAAUUGUUCGAGGAAAGGUGGAGCAAUUAAGAAAGAAGAAAAAUCCAAAUGAGUGAAUUCAUCUUGUUUCUCGUAUUCAAGAGUCUUUUCUUUAACAAACAUCUUGUUCUAGACUUACUACUUACUGAUACGAGGAAAAUGUCCUCAUUGAUGUUGUUAGAUGUUUUAUUAUCUCUAGUUGACCUCGUAAAUUGAUACUUACCCACUACCUAUGACAGACAGUCACGUGUCAUCAGAGAGAUUUAGUGAUUUGUAUGAAUUUGACUAUGUUUGCUUGGGGACAAGCAAAGUUCAGUUGUGUGGUUAUUUGAAAAUACGCAAUUUGUAUGUUUUAUACCAUAAUUUCAUGGCAUGUUUUGCACGAUUUAUACAGAUUUUAUGUCAUAUUGAUUUGGAUUUGUUGGUAGUAGCUUUUGUGGAUAUUUUUGUAUCUUUGAUAUCCUUUGGGUAGUAUUUCGUGCAUUUUUAGGCUAAAGCACCUCAGUGGACCACCUUGUACGGGCUGGAGACAUCGGGAUCAGAAGGUUGGACGUCAUAAAUGGAGUUGAACUUCAUGCCCCAAAAUAGUGGCCUAAAUUGUCUUCCAAAUCUAAAAACGAAAGACCCAUACCCAUUUCUAGAAGCGGUGCAUUUCUCACAUUUCAACGACCCCAUAAAUGGAAAUCACAAUCUAAGCAAACUGAACCAAAAGUUGGACAAAAAUUGCGGCUCGGGGGACUAAAUGCACUAUAAUUAU
This is a messenger RNA of Linum trigynum, 5986 nucleotides long. The record is from the annotation of a GenBank genome assembly. NCBI's taxonomy places the organism in Eukaryota, Viridiplantae, Streptophyta, Magnoliopsida, Malpighiales, Linaceae.